AUGAAACUCAGGACAAGUGACAACCUAGCAUGGCCAAUUCUACAAACAUACAUGACGACGUGUCAGGAAUUAUGGUCUGGUCGUCCGGCGGGAGCAACUUUUUAUGUCGGUUUUAUUGAUACAGGUCCUCCAAAAGAUAUUAAAAAUGCAAAAAAUGUGCUGUUUCUAUUGAAUGAACACAGCAUUGAUGAUGACAACGUUUUGGAAAGCUUGCAAAACAAUGUCUUUAUGCCACUACAUAACGAAAAUUGCAGGGUUUUUAUGCCUUGUUUGGUGGGAUCCAAAUACACUGAAGGUGUUUCUCCGGCAGAUGAUAACUUCUUUGAUUACCAGCUAUUGGGAGAAAGGUCAAGAUUUGUACUGGACUUCCUGGCCAACAGAAGAAUUAAAAUGGUUGAUAUGAUUGUUGGGCACAGCAUGGCAUGUUUCUCAGCUCUUACUUUAGCCUCCAAUUGUGAGUCAUUCCAGAGACUUGCUCUCAUUUCUCCUCUUCCUGGUUUCAAACCACCAAGUUGGAUCCAGCCAUUGAAAAGAAGCAUAAUGAUGAUUAACAGUUACAACCACCUGUUACUGUGGCCACUGGGCAGAUUGUUGAUAGAAAGAUCAAGAAGGAAGAUGAAAGGGCUGAUGGGUGACCAUAGCACCAAGGAACAAAUUCUACACAUGGCUAAGGUCUCACAUGGGAUCAACUUCAAUGUGAUGGGUAACAUCGUGACGUCACUUGCUUUCCGGAAAAUUCCAUUCCUUUCCAUUUCAAGUAGGAACGAUGUACUAGUCGAUAAGGGAGACCUUGACAAAUAUCUGGAGACGUUGGGUGUAUAUAAUGACAACACUGUAAAAUAUGACCAGACACUGUCGUCAUUUCCAUCGUCGCUGGCGUCACAGUCAUUGUCAAGAGGAGUCCAACUUGAAAGCGCCACACAUUAUCCAUUCUUGGACAACGACUUUUCAAAAAUUAUUGUAGCAGAACUAUUAAAUUUAUUAAAAAAUCCAACCUAA
Helobdella robusta is the source of this 999-nucleotide messenger RNA. RefSeq lists its product as hypothetical. The transcript has 6 exons. NCBI's taxonomy places the organism in Eukaryota, Metazoa, Annelida, Clitellata, Rhynchobdellida, Glossiphoniidae. The coding region runs from base 1 to 999 and encodes 332 amino acids. The record is from RefSeq and is a predicted model, not a curated record.